GCCGAAGAGGACCGAGCCCGCUUCUUCCUUGAGUCGGCCGGCUGGGACCUGCAGAUCGCGCUAGCAAGCUUUUAUGAGGACGGAGGGGAUGAAGACAUUGUGACCAUUUCGCAGGCAACCCCCAGUUCAGUGUCCAGAGGCACAGCCCCCAGUGAUAAUAGGGUGACAUCCUUCAGGGACCUCAUUCAUGACCAAGAUGAGGAUGAGGAGGAGGAGGAAGGUCAGAGGAGCAGGUUUUACGCUGGGGGCUCAGAGAGAAGUGGACAGCAGAUUGUUGGCCCUCCAAGGAAGAAAAGUCCCAACGAGCUAGUGGAUGAUCUCUUUAAAGGUGCCAAGGAGCAUGGAGCCGUAGCUGUGGAACGAGUGACCAAGAGCCCUGGAGAGACCAGUAAACCUAGACCAUUUGCGGGAGGUGGCUACCGCCUUGGGGCAGCACCAGAGGAAGAAUCUGCCUAUGUGGCAGGAGAAAGGAGGCAGCAUUCCAGCCAAGAUGUUCAUGUAGUAUUGAAGCUCUGGAAGAGUGGUUUUAGCCUGGACAAUGGAGACCUGAGAAGCUACCAAGACCCAUCCAAUGCACAGUUUCUGGAGUCCAUCCGCAGAGGGGAGGUGCCGGCAGAGCUGCGGAGGUUAGCUCAUGGUGGGCAGGUGAAUUUGGAUAUGGAAGACCAUCGGGAUGAGGACUUCGUGAAGCCCAAGGGAGCCUUCAAAGCCUUCACUGGCGAGGGUCAGAAACUGGGCAGCACAGCCCCCCAGGUGCUGAGUACCAGCUCUCCAGCCCAGCAGGCAGAAAACGAAGCCAAAGCCAGCUCUUCCAUCUUAAUCGACGAGUCACAGCCCACCACAAAUAUCCAAAUACGGCUUGCUGACGGCGGGAGGCUUGUGCAGAAAUUCAACCACAGCCACAGGAUCAGCGACAUCCGACUCUUCAUCGUGGAUGCCCGGCCGGCCAUGGCUGCCACCAGCUUUGUCCUCAUGACAACCUUCCCGAACAAAGAGCUGGCUGACGAGAGCCAGACCCUGAAAGAAGCCAACCUGCUCAAUGCUGUCAUCGUGCAGCGGUUAACAUAACAGCCUGGCCGGUGCCUGGCCUCCCCUGUGUCUCCCAUGGCCAGUGGCCCUGCCUGGUGGGGGAUUGCCCUUCACCCCUUGUGCACACCCAGCAGUCCAGUGCCACGUCUCCUCCGUAGCUCUGGGUUCUUAGAUAUCGGUUGGACAUUUGUUUUCUCCUUAGUUGCAUUUCCUGGGUUUUUGUGACGAUCAAUGGACUUUAAUGAAAAAAAUAAAAACAACCAAAAAAACUGAAGAACUAUCA
Carlito syrichta (Philippine tarsier) is the source of this 1312-nucleotide messenger RNA. It is a transcript of the gene NSFL1C, whose product is annotated as NSFL1 cofactor. The transcript is spliced from 10 exons. Gene Ontology annotation, biological process: membrane fusion; proteasome-mediated ubiquitin-dependent protein catabolic process; autophagosome assembly. NCBI's taxonomy places the organism in Eukaryota, Metazoa, Chordata, Mammalia, Primates, Tarsiidae. The record is from RefSeq and is a predicted model, not a curated record. Gene Ontology annotation, molecular function: ubiquitin binding. The annotation marks the transcript as partial. Gene Ontology annotation, cellular component: cytosol; nucleus.